Closterium sp. Naga37s-1 is the source of this 2517-nucleotide messenger RNA. The record is from the annotation of a GenBank genome assembly. NCBI's taxonomy places the organism in Eukaryota, Viridiplantae, Streptophyta, Zygnematophyceae, Desmidiales, Closteriaceae.
AUGCUAGCAGUGGGAGCAGACGAGAAGAGAAGACCAGCAGUGGGAGCAGACGAGAAGAGAAGACCAGCAGUGGGAGCAGACGAGAAGAGAAGACCAGCAGUGGGAGCAGACGAGAAGAGAAGACCAGCAGUGGAGCAGAUGCUGGCAGGGAAGGCUAGCAGUGCAGAAGGAGGACUGGCAACCUGGGGGGGCAAAGGAUCAACACAAGAGGAGCAGCGGGAGGUGGAGCGGCGCCUUCAAGUGAGGCGCUUUGACCCCCUGGGGGGCAAAGGAUCAAGACAAGAGGAGCAGCGGGAGGUGGAGCGGCGCCUUCAAGUGAGGCGCUUUGACCCCCUGGGGGGCAAAGGAUCAACACAAGAGGAGCAGCGGGAGGUGGAGCGGCGCCUUCAAGUGAGGCGCUUUGACCCCCUGGGGGGCAAAGGAUCAACACACGAGGAGCAGCGGGAGGUGGAGCGGCGCCUUCAAGUGAGGCGCUUUGACCCCCUGGGGGGCAAAGGAUCAACACAAGAGGAGCAGCGGGAGGUGGAGCGGCGCCUUCAAGUGAGGCGCUUUGACCCCCUGGGGGGCAAAGGAUCAACACAAGAGGAGCAGCGGGAGGUGGAGCGGCGCCUUCAAGUGAGGCGCUUUGACCCCCUGGGGGGCAAAGGAUCAACACAAGAGGAGCAGCGGGAGGUGGUGCGGCGCCUUCAAGUGAGGCGCUUUGACCCCAUGGGGGGGCAAAGGGUCAACACACGAGGAGCAGCGGGAGGUGGAGCGGCGCCUUCAAGUGCAGCAAGAACCGGGGCAACACUUAGAGCGAAGCAACUGCUGGUGGGGCAGCAGCAGCUGGAAGGAGCAGCUUCAACUGAGGGCCAAGACACGAAGGCUCAACCCCCCCUCGGUACGUCGUCUCCUUCCAUUCCUGCAUGCUGUUUUCCCACUCGUACUAAUGUUCCUCGUUUGUCUGAUUUAGCAGAGCAGGAAGAGCAGAGGGGGAGCAGAGGGGGAGCAGAGGAGGAGGAGAGGAGGAGGAGAGGAGGAGGAGAGGAGGAGGAGAGGAGCAGAGGGGGAGCAAAGGAUCAGGAGAGGAGCAGCAGAGGAGAUGGGAGAAGAGGAGAUGGGAGCAGAGGAGAUGGGAGCAGCAGUGGAGUGACGGAGCAGAGGGGCCGAGGGAGCACAGGAGACGAAGGAGCGAGGAGCAGAGGGGAAGGAGGGGGGAUUCCCUGCCAGUGCCUGGGACGGAGAAGCAGAGGAGCAGCCGGGGAGAGGAGGCGAGGAGAACAGGAGGUGAAGGAGAAGAGGAGGCGAAGGAGUAGAGGAGGCGAAGGAGGCAAGGAGCAGCCGGGGAGAGGAGGCAAGGUGAAGGCGGAUUCUGUGCCGUUGCCACGGAGAUGCAUCGGAGGGGACGGAGCAGCGACAUCAGAGGCAAAGGAGCAGAGGAGGCGAAGGAGAAUCCCCUGCCACUGCCGACUUUCCCUUCCCAUUCCGCAGGAGAUGCAUGCGAGGAGAUGCAUGCAAGGAGAAGGAGAUGAAGCAGAGGUGGAGCAGAGGAGGUGGAGAAGCAGAGGAGUUGGCUCAGCUGAGGAGCAGCAGAGGAGGAGACGAGGAGCAAAGGAGCGAUGGAGCGAAGAAGCACCAGAGGAGACGGCGCAGCAGAGGAGACGGAGCAGCAGAGGAGAGGAAGGAGAGGCAAAGGAGAUGGAGAAGAGGAAGGAGAUGGAGCGUUGGAGAGACAUGGAGCAGAGGGCACGGAGGAGAAGGCACGGAAGGGGGAAGGCCAAAGGAGCAGAGGAGCAGAACCGCACAGCUGCGAUUCCCCCCAACGCUGCUGGCCGCACGGAGGAUGAUGGGACGGCAGCUGCUACCUUCCUCGCUCCUACCUCCCUCCCGCGUGCUGCUGCUGGUGCUCGAGCAGAAGAGAGGCCCGCAGUGACAUACUGGUUUCAGCAGCCGAGGCAGCAGAAGGGAAUGCAAGCAAUGGUAGGAGCAGUGGCAGCAGAAGGGAAUGCAAGCAGUGGCAGCAGCAGUGGCAGCAGAAGAGAAGGCCACCCUUCCUGUGUGCUACUGCAGAGGAGCAGAGGAGCAGCAGUGGGAGAAAAUGAUGCUGCCUCCCUCCCGUGUGCAGAAGAGAAGGCCACUGCAGGAGAGCAACAGUGCGAGCAGAAAGAGAAGGCCAGCAGUGACACCAGCAGUGGCAGCAGCAGUGGAGGGGGAGUGGUCCUGCACUGGAGGGGGAGUGGUGCUGCACUGGAGGGGGAGUGGUGCUGCACUGGAGGGGGAGUGGUGCUGCACUGGAGGGGGAGUGGUGCUGCAAUGGAGGGGGAGUGGUGCUGCAAUGGAGGGGGAGUGGUGCUGCACUGGAGGGGGAGUGGUGCUGCACUGGAGGGGGAGUGGUGCUGCACUGGAGGGGGAGUGGUGCUGCACUGGAGGGGGAGUGGUGCUGCACUGGAGGGGGAGUGGUGCUGCACUGGAGGGGGAGUGGUGCUGCACUGGAGGGGGAGUGGUGCUGCACUGGAGGGGGAGAUGAAGCAGCUGUGA